Messenger RNA from Labeo rohita (rohu), 5177 nucleotides. RefSeq lists its product as uncharacterized. The record is from RefSeq and is a predicted model, not a curated record. Gene Ontology annotation, molecular function: GTPase activity. The coding region runs from base 124 to 4476 and encodes 1450 amino acids. The transcript has 22 exons. NCBI's taxonomy places the organism in Eukaryota, Metazoa, Chordata, Actinopteri, Cypriniformes, Cyprinidae.
AGAAGUCCACACCCACAGCUGAAUGAGAUCUAGCGUCAGUUACUUACUCUGCUCAACGUGAGAGUUGAAUCGACGGCAGUGUCCUGUCCUACAGAUAUUAACCUGAGAGAUAAAAGGCAGACCAUGUAUGCAGUUGUUACCUUGCAAGAGUCAGACGAGGUGAUGGUGGUAGCAUCAAACUGGUUGAGCCCAGACAAGAAACAAUGUUACUGGCCUCCAUUCAGAUCCACAGAGAAGUGCACGGAAGCUGUUCAGAACAGAAUUAAACCUGAAACAGGAGGGAAACCAUGGGAGAAAUUAAAUAUUAACCUUCACUGGGAAAAUGUCACUUUUGAGAAGGCAAAAGAGGGGCAAAAACAAAUCAAAGAACAGAAAAAACAGGAAUCUUUGGUCUGUGAGAGAGAUCUUUCAAUGGAUACACAGACCAUAAACUUCCUCACUUGGAAUGUUAAUGGACUUAAACACAGAGAUCAGAAAUUUCAAGAACUACAAAACGCACACAUAGUUUUCUUUCAAGAGACGCACAUUGGAAUUGGAGAUGAAAAUAUUAUAGACAGCUAUAAAGAUGAGUGGUAUAUUUUCUAUACAAAGUACACCUCCUCCAGCAAGGGAACAGCCAUACUAGUGAGAAAAACACUAGAUUUUGAACACAUAAGCGAUGAAAAAGAUCAUUGUGGAGCUUAUGUAGUGUUGAAAUGUAAACUGAACGGUCAACUGUACACUCUGGUUAGUGUUUACAACCAUCAGACAGACACAAAAACCCUUGAUAAACUUUCAAGGUACCUGCAGUCAAUGACCACAGGGCUGCUGGUGAUCGGUGGAGAUUUCAACACAGUUCUCAACAGAUUUACUGACAAAAAAUGGAGCAAGAUCACAAACAGGACUCAUAGUAAAUUACUCUUAUUUGUGGAGAAGUUCAUGAAAUCUCUUCAGCUGGUUGAUGUCUGGAGAAGAAAGAACCCCAUAAAGCAGGAUUAUACAUACUACAUAAAAGACUCUCCUGUGUCCAGACUGGAUUACUUCUUUGUUCCAGAAGAAUGUAUGUGGCGUGUCAGAAGUUGUGAAAUCAGAGACUUAAAGAUGGUGCGUGAUGUGUACUAUAAAGAUCAUCAGCCUGUGUCUUUAGAGAUCAACAAUAUCACGCCUUUUCAGAAAGAUCCCCAGAUACAAGUAAUCUUCCAAUGGCUGAAUCUAAAAAAGGAUCUUCUGCCAGAUGAGAUGGGUUUAUUAGUGGGCGAAGAAAGCUCUCAUGCAGUUAGUGAGGUUGACAUUGUGUCAGCUGUAAAUUCUCUUCAGGUGUCAGACACACCAAGACCAGACGGCAUCCCAGCAACCUCAUAUAAAGAUCAAAUCCAGGAUCUAAUUCCAUACAUAAAGAUGCUUUAUGACAGAAUCCACAGAGGUGCAUUUAACUGCUCUGAAAAACACUUUAACGAAACUGUGAAAUGUCCACAUGAUGACAGUCAACACUUUUUUAACGUGGACUUCCUCAUCAUCGCAACUAUUCUGGCAAGACGUUUGGAAGAUGUCAUGGAGACUCUUCCGAAGGGGCGCAUACCAAAAGAUUCAGCUACUGUCAUGAUCACUCCCAAAACACAUUAUGCCUUAAUAAGCUUGAGUUGCAUCAAGAAUGAGCUACAACAGCAAAAACGGUCAAACCCGACUCUGAGCCAGGAUCUUCUCAUUAUAGAAAAUCUCCUCAGUGAUGCAAGCAAAGAUUUUUCAGAUGAGAAAUACAAAGUGCUGCAUCAGGGCUGCCCUUUGACCCCAGGACUCCUAAUGCUGGCUCUGAAAAGCUACGCCACACAGCUAUUUGGACAUUUAGAAAACUUUGGGGUUUUUAUUUUCAAACAGAGUGUGAUAGUUUGCUUUCAAUCUGAUGAUCUAGAAAUAGUCAAAGCUACUGUGGAGAGCAGUACUAAUGAAGUAUAUGAAAUUGAGAUAUUAUCUGGAGGAAAUGGUGAACUGCUACAGCUAACCUGCUUAGGAAAAGAUGAGGACUGGGAUGAAUGGAUCACAGAGGCAUUUGGGAAUAAUGAAGCAGAAUCAGAAGAAAAUGAUUUUAAAGCAGAUGAAAGGGAUGACGAGAGUAAGAUGUGUGAAGAGACUGAUCAUGCGAAAAUAUUAGAGAAUGAACACCAGUCAGUGGCACUUGAUGGAAGAUCAGACAUUUUCUCUGAAACACCAGUAGAGAAGAUGGAUUCAUUUCAUGGGAUGAAAAAAAAUCCCCCUCCACUACUGCCUGUACCCUUACAACCUGGCACUUCCUCUGAUGGGCGUUCCAACCAUUGCACAAUGCCUAACCAAGGUACUAAAAGAAAGCGUGAUCAUGAAUCAUCCGAUUCACCGCUGACAGCAGAUAUGGAGAUCAUGGGGAAUGCAAAAAAAAUCAUGAAAAGAGUAACUGAUAACUUAGUCCACACAAUCAUUAUGCACAAUGACAUCAUUUCAAAGAUAAAUAAAAUGUAUACAGUCAACAGAAAGAAGGCAACCAUUGGAAUUUUUGGAAGGACAGGAGAAGGAAAAAGCUCCCUAUUAAGUGCAAUCUUGGGGGAAAAAGAUCUCCUGCCAUCUGGUUGUUUUGGUGCCUGUACAUCUGUUGUUACUCAGGUGGAAGCCAAUCUGACUGACUCCAACUACACAGCAGAGAUCGAAUUCAUCUCUAAAGAGGAGUGGGAGAAAGAGCUGAAAGAUCUUUUCAGAGAUUUACAAGAUGACAGUGAGGACAGGAAUGAGGACUUGAUUGAAAUUGCUGAAGAAAAGAUCACUGCGCUGUAUGGAGCUGAUGCAGACCAGAAAACAUUAGAAGAGCUCAAGAAAGAUGACAAAUAUACUGAGAUUGAAAAAUUAAUGUCCAACAGUAAAAAAACAAUCUCAAAGAGUGAUAUGUCUGAAUUUGCUAGUGAUGUUGCACAGUUCAUACAACACAGUAAGUCAAGUCCCGGUGACUGGUACUGGCCACUUGUGAAGAGUGUGACGAUCAAGAUUCCAGACUGUCGUGAACUUCUGGAACACAUUGUGAUUGUUGAUAUUCCUGGGACUGGAGACUGCAAUAAGACUAGAGAUGACCUGUGGAAAUCUAAACUGAGAGAGUGCUCUUCUGUGUGGAUUGUAAGUGGUAUCAAUCGAGCAACUGAUGACAAAGACCCCUGGGGGAUAUUAAAGCACUGCAGUGAGGAACUGGGACCAGGAGGAGAAUGUAAACACAUCAACUUCAUCUGUACAAAAACUGAUGACAUCAAUCCAGUAUCCUAUAUGAGAUCUGCACGGCUUCCUCACACAAAGGACAAGGUAGAGAAUUUACAAAUAAAAGACAAGGAUCAGAAAAUAUUGUGCAUACGUCAUAGAAAUGAAGAAGCCAAGACAAAGAUGAAAGAAAAGUUUGAAAAAUCUGAAAUCAAGAAAAAAUUUAGAACUGACAAUGAUUUUCUUCAAGUAUUUACUGUAAGUUCCAAUGCAUUUUUCGACACCAGCUUAAAUCUGGAAUCUGCUGAAACAGAAAUCCCUAAGCUGCAGGAUGUUCUGAGAAGCAUUAACAAGAGCAUUAACCGAGAACUGACCAGAGAUUAUGUGUCUGAGGCAAAAGGAGUUCUGUCUCUGAUCCAAAGUGUCCAGCUGGAUACAGACAAGAAAGCAGCUGAGAUGAAAGUCACCGUCCGCAUGGAUCUUGAAAAUAAUCUAAAGGCGGCGCUAAGUGAAAUGGACAAAUAUUUUGACAGCAUUUAUAAUGAUCUGGAGAAGUGUCUCUCAAAGGGAGUGGAAGAAUCAGUGCAAAAAUGUGUUGCUUCCGCAAAGGCACUGGUAGCACCUAAAAAAGAUGGGAGAGGUUUCCAUAAAACCCUCCAAGCUUUGUGCAAGAAUUAUGGAUGCUAUUGGCAAAAAAACAGGGAUGCAGUCCUAGAUCUGAACAAGAAAUUGGCAAAUCCCCUGCAUGAAAACAUUUAUGAUAAUUUCAGCCAGAUUUUCCCUGUGAGUGGAAAUACAGGGAAGUCAGUGGAAGAACAGAUUGAUAAAUUUACUAUCGUCCAGAGUGACCCUGCUUACCUCAGAUCUUCUGUGGUACGUCACAUUCAGAACUUCAUCAAAACAGAGGAAGCCAAACUGAAGGCAUCACUUAUCAGAGACACUGUUGAAUUAAAGAAAGACAUCUACUCAUCAAUUAUAAAAACCAUUCAGAAUAAAAUGGCUCCCUGCUAUGAAAAAGCUGCAGCUCUGACAGGAAUAGGAUCCAUGAAGGAAAGGCAAGAUAUGCUAGUAAACACGGUUGAUGAGAAAAAACAAGACAUGUUUAACAAAGCCAAAAUGGAAGUGCUUAACAAGUUAAAACAAUUAAAGCUAAACAUAAAAGAUGUUCUUGAACCUGGACUAAAGAAAGCAAUGGAUCUCUCACUGUCACAAAGCAGCAAUACCACAUUGAUGGAUGUCUCCAGAGAGAUUGAUCAGAUGGAGGCACUUCUAAAGCAACUAUCUGACUGAUGCUCUUCAAACAAUGAGAAGCACAAGGGAAACUGCACAAUUCACAGAAGAGAAGACGCAUAAAAAGUUAUUAGUUUUACAACAAAGAUUUCUUUACUCAAAUGUAUUUUUCUGUUUUGUUAUACUUUCUCAAGCUGAUUUUAAAUUAAAUGUUAACAUUUAAGUUAGCUCAUAUUUCUCUGGUAUAUUCAGUGGCAUAAAAUGGUCUUAAAAUGACAGACCUAAUUCACUCCAUGGAAAAAUAAAAUCCCCUCCAGAUGCUUGCGAUCAGUGAGUUAGCAGCACCUUGUGGUACCAUCACAGAAAGGCUCCCUCACUGCUCUUCACAAGCCCACUUGUAGAUUAUGUAAUAAUAUUCUAGAAAUGGCUAAAAACUCUUUUCUGUACUUAAAGUAAUAAUUCACCACUGAAAAGACAGGUUUUUAAUAAAAUUUGACUGUCUAUGCAGCAGAAAGGCCUAAUUGUGUUGACCUUUUGACAGAAACUUUAACACAAAAAAAAAAAAAAAAAAAAAACACGAGAGAGAUUUUGGAGCUGUUUGUCUGCCAAUCUAAUCUUGUCUACUGACUUAUUUUACAAAUAUUAAUGUCAUAUUUCUCCGUUUUUAUUAAGCACAUGUAAUAUAUAAUACAUUUCAAUUUUGUCACCUUUCUGUGAACUGUAUUUGUCAUUAUUAAAAAAAUAUUAGUUUUUUUUGUUCA